AUGGCUGGCAGAAUGCUAAAAUUCAUAAGAGGGAAGGGUCAACAGCCCUCUGCAGAACGACAGAAACUUCAAAAUGAACUGUUUGCUUUUCGCAAGACAGUGCAACACGGCUUUCCGCACAGGGCGUCCGCCCUAGCUUGGGAUCCCCUCCUGCGGCUGGCUGCCCUGGGCACGGCGACGGGCGCCCUCAAGGUGUACGGCCGCCCCGGGGUCGAAUUCUACGGGCAGCACACCAACCCAGACUCGGCAGUCACCCAAAUCCUCUUCAUACCGGGCACAGGCCGCCUAGUAUCACUAUGUGACGACAACAGCCUCCACUUGUGGGAGAUCAACGAGAAAUCCCUCGUCGAGCUGAAAUCGCACACGGUCGAGGGCAAGAACAAGAAGAUAUCCUCGCUAUGCGUCGAGUCCACCGGCAAGAAUCUGCUGCUGGGCACCGAGGGCGGCAACAUAUACACCCUCGACCUCACCACCUUCGCGGUCCACGAAGACGUCAUAUACCAGGACGUCGUUAUGCAGAACUGCCCAGAAGACUUCAAAGUCAAUCCGGGGGCCGUGGAGGCGAUAUGCGAGCACCCGAAGGUGCCCACGCGCAUCCUUAUAGGCUACAACCGGGGCCUGGUGGUUUUAUGGGAUCGAGCCGCCUCUUCCCCCACCCACACAUUCGUCUCCAACCAGCAGCUGGAGAGCCUGUGCUGGAACGAUGAAGGCGAACAUUUCACGUCUUCGCACAACGACGGAUCGUACGUGACGUGGGAGGUGGCCGGCGCCUCCAGCGACCGGCCCCUCAAGGAGCCCAUCACGCCCUACGGACCUUACCCCUGCAAGGCCAUCUCCAAGAUACUCAUAAGGACCAGCGUGGACAACGACGAGAUCACCAUAUACGCCGGUGGCAUGCCGCGCGCGUCCUACUCCGACAAAUACACGGUGACAAUUCAACAGGGAGAAAAGCACGUGGCGUUCGAUUUCACAAGCCGUGUCAUCGACUUCUUCACAACCACUGCAGUGCCGCCAGAUGGCGUCCCAUUGCAAGAAGAGAGGCCAGAAACACCCGCUCAGAUAUCCGCGCAGACUGUCAACCAGGUCGCAGCGGCUUUGGUGGUGCUCGCCGAGGAGGAGCUGGUGGUGAUAGACCUGUGUGAUUCUCGUUGGAGGCCUCUACGACUACCCUACCUGGUGUCUGUACACGCAUCCGCCGUAACCACCGCCCAGCUCGUAGACAGCGUGGCGGCAAACGUCUACGAUAACAUAGUAGCCGCCGGCCAGCAGCAAACCGAGAACGUUUACUCGGAGGGGGCGUGGCCCAUUUCGGGGGGCGUGGUGGAUAGUGCCGAGGUGGGAGAGAGACAGCUGCUGCUCACCGGCCACGAGGACGGCUCCGUCCGCUUCUGGGACGUCAGCGGCGUCCCUAUGACCCCGCUCUACAAGUACACCACCGCGCAGCUCUUCAGCGGCGAGGAGAUUGGCGAGGGCAAUGACAGCCAGAACGACGAAGAGGAGUGGCCCCCCUUCAGGCGCGUCGGCACCUUCGAUCCGUACAGCGACGACCCACGGCUUGCGGUGAAACGGGUUAUCCUUUGCCCUCUAUCCGGCAUGCUCACCAUCGGUGGAGCGGCAGGCCACAUCGUCAUCGCCAGCCUUAAGACCUCGCCAAGCACAGCCGAAGUCAAAUCGAUGUCUGUGAACAUAGUGUCGGAUCGCGACGGCUUCGUGUGGAAGGGGCAUGACCAGCUCACGCUGCGCGCCGGCACACACACAUUCCCACAAGGAUACCAGGCGACGGCGGUGGCGCAGCUGUCGCCGCCGGCGGCCGUGACGGCGCUCGCCGCGCACUGGGAGUGGGGCGUGGUGUGCGCCGGCACCGCGCACGGGCUCGCGCUGCUCGACGCGCUCGCCGCCGCGCCGCUGCUGCACCGCUGCACGCUCAACCCGCACGAUCACUCCGGGGCGGGCGAUACGCCUAUAUCUAGGCGCAAAUCGUUCAAGAAGUCGCUUCGAGAGUCCUUCCGCCGGCUGAGGAAGGGCAGAUCGCAGCGUCGCCAGACCACCUCCGCCAGCCCCACGUCCCAAUCCCAACCGGCGGCGAAGAAGACGGGAGACAAGACAGCCGAGGCGGACGCCGAGGUGAAGCCGAUCGAGCGAGCGGUGGAGGCGCGCUCGAACGACGACGCGUUCGGCUCGAUGGUGCGCUGCCUGUACUUCGCGAGGACCUUCCUCAUCAACACACAAAACUCGACUCCCACAUUAUGGGCUGGAACGAACAACGGAACGGUGUACGCCUUCACGAUAAACGUGCCCAACACGAACAAACGGAAAGAGGAACCGGUAACCUGCCAACUAGCCAAGGAGAUUCAACUGAAGCACAGGGCUCCAGUUAUAGGCAUCACUGUUCUAGAUGGCGCCUCGGUACCACUGCCUGAUCCCUUGGAGGUGGAGCGCGGCGUGGCGCCGCUGCCGGAGCCGGGCACCCACCGGGUGCUCAUCACCUCCGAGGAGCAGUUCAAAGUGUUCACGCUGCCGUCGCUCAAGCCGCACAACAAGUACAAGCUCACCGCGCACGAGGGGGCCCGGGUGCGACGCACGGCGUUCGCGUGGUUCGAGUGCGGCCCUGGCGCGGGCGCGGGCGGCGAGCGGCACCGCGAGUGGUGCCUGCUCUGCCUCACCAACCUCGGCGACUGCCUCGUGCUCAGCCCCGAGCUGCGGCGCCAGCUCAACGCCGCCGCCGUCCGCAAGGAGGACAUCAAUGGCAUUUCAAGUCUAUGCUUUUCGAAACGAGGCGAAGCUCUCUACCUGCACUCUUCUUCAGAACUUCAAAGGAUUACGCUUUCAGCAACUAAGGUGACGGUGGCGGUGUGCCAGGUGCCUCUCUCGCCUUGGGCGGCCGCGCUGCGAGGGCCAGCAGAGGAGACCCCGAUCCCAAACGGCGAACAUAAGGAGGAGGUCCCAGAAGCGGCGCACGACGUGACCGCCGCUUCGGGUGACAUCACGGUCGACUCCGUUCGCGACCACACCGCGCCGGACCCGCCCGAGCUGAACAUCAACCUUCAGAACUCUCAGGUGAACACGAGCUCGAUGGUGGUGAAGACCACCACGCGGACGACCAUCAACGAGAGCGGCGCGGACGGCAACGUCACCAACACGACCACCACCACCACCAGCAACAACACUGCCGAAAACAUCCUAGAGCACAGUCGCGAGGAGGGCGUCAUCACGCGCAUCGAGACGGGAACGAUCACGGUGCCGGCCGGGACCGACCCCAAGCUGAUACUAGAGAUGUUUGACCGUCAGCGGUCGCCGCUCGCCGUGCCGGUGCCGCCGGCGCCAGCGGAGACCCAC
Iphiclides podalirius (scarce swallowtail) is the source of this 3336-nucleotide messenger RNA. Lineage: Eukaryota; Metazoa; Arthropoda; Insecta; Lepidoptera; Papilionidae. The record is from the annotation of a GenBank genome assembly.